Didymella exigua CBS 183.55 is the source of this 1088-nucleotide messenger RNA. RefSeq names its product Metallo-hydrolase/oxidoreductase. NCBI's taxonomy places the organism in Eukaryota, Fungi, Ascomycota, Dothideomycetes, Pleosporales, Didymellaceae. The coding region runs from base 109 to 984 and encodes 291 amino acids. Gene Ontology annotation, molecular function: hydroxyacylglutathione hydrolase activity. The record is from RefSeq and is a predicted model, not a curated record. The transcript has 7 exons.
UGAAAAUGGAACGCGACGCGACGCGACUGCCCAGAUUCUUGCUUAGUCACUAUCGAUAAGUGCUUCGGGAAGCCGCGGUGAUGUCAGCCCCUCUCGCAGCUACCGUGUAUGUCAUCAACAACACCACCUCCCAACUUCACUCAUGAGCUUCUUUACAACUGCAAUUCGACGUGCACCAUUUCAAUCACUUCGUUUACCUAUCACAGGACCAUCUCUCGCGCCAUGCAUAUCCAAUCAAUUCCUAUGUGGGAGGGCACCGGCAACAAUUACGCCUACCUCGUUUCAGACGAAAAGACACGUGAAGCUGUGAUCAUCGACCCAGCACAUCCAGAAGAAGUCCUGCCAGCUCUUGAGAAUGCGACAAAGAACGGUCUGAAGUUAUCAAAGAUCAUCAACACUCACCAUCACCACGACCAUGCAGGAGGGAACAAAGAAAUUCUCAAGCACCACAAACUUCCCAUCAUUGGCGGUCGUGACUGUACUCUAGUCAACAAGACUCCCACACAUAACGAAACGUUUACUAUCGGCUCCAUUGAGGUCACCGCUCUUCACACACCAUGCCACACACAAGACAGUAUCUGCUUCUAUUUCAAAGAUGGAGAUGACAAGGCCGUCUUCACCGGCGACACCAUGUUCAUCGGCGGCUGUGGGCGCUUCUUCGAAGGCACUGCCGAGGAGAUGCACAAGGCUCUCAACAAAACCCUCGCCGCGCUGCCAGACGAUACGAAGGUCUAUCCUGGCCACGAGUAUACGAAAGGCAACGUGAAGUUCGCGAAGACAGUAGCGAGGGACAACGAGGCAAUCAAGAAGCUUGACAGCUACUCCCAGGCCAACAAGGAGACACAAGGCAAAUUCACGAUUGGCGAUGAGAAGAAACACAAUGUCUUCAUGCUGUACGCGGACCCCGAGAUCCAGAAGGCCACUGGGCAGACCGAGCCCGUCGAAGUUGUACGUACCUUGCGCGCUCUGAAGGAUAAGGCGUAGAACGACUAUUCAUGUAAAGGAAUCGACCUGACGGCUUACCGUCAAGAUCAAGCCAAGAAUUUUCAUUAUUUCGACACACAUGCAUUCAUUGAACUUUUGAAAGC